AUGGGGGUGAGCUACCAGCUCUUUCUCUAUUUUCUGCUGUGGGGAGGUCCAGAGCUAUGCUACCCUGAGCCUUUGUGGCUCUCGCAGAGUGGAACCCCAAAACCCCUGAGGUCCUCGUUGCCAGUAGAGGUGAAGUGUCUGGAAGCUAAGCUGGUGGUGGCUGUCAGCAGAGACCUUUUUGGCACUGGGAAGCUUGUGCAGCCUACAGACCUUACCCUUGGCCCUAAAGGCUGUCGGCCCCUGAUCUCCAAGACUAUGGACACAAUCAUGUUUGAGGCUGCCUUGCAUGAGUGUGGCAGUAGCUUGCAGAUGACAGAAGAUGCCUUGGUGUACAGCACCUUCCUGCUCCAUGACCCUCACCCUGCAGGUGGCCUGUCCAUCCUGAGGACUAACCGAGUAGAGGUUCCCAUUCAGUGCCGCUACCCCAGGCAGGGCAAUGUGAGCAGCCAAGCGAUCCUACCCACCUGGGUGCCCUUCAGCACCACUGUGUCCUCGGAGGAGAGGCUGAUUUUCUCUCUGCGUCUCAUGGAGGAGAACUGGACCACUGAAAAAACAUCCCCCAGCUUUCACCUGGGAGAAGUAGCCCACCUCCAGGCAGAAGUCCACAAGGGUAGCCACCCACCACUGAAGCUGUUCGUGGACCACUGUGUGGCCACAUCUACGCCAGACCAGAACUCCUGGCCUUAUCAUAUUAUUGUGGACUUCCAUGGUUGCCUUGUGGAUGGUCUCUCUGAGAGCUUUUCUGCAUUUCAAGCCCCAAGACCUCAACCAGAGACUCUCCAGUUCACUGUGGACGUCUUCCAUUUUGCCAACAGCUCCAGAAAUAUGAUGUACAUCACCUGUCACCUCAAAGUCACUCCAGCUAACCAAACCCCAGAUCAACUCAACAAAGCAUGCUCAUUCAACAAGACUGCCAAUAGUUGGCUGCCAGUAGAGGGCACUGCUGACAUCUGUGAUUGCUGUAACAAAGGUGACUGUAGUAUCUUGGGUUCUUCUGGGAGUCAGACCCAUGGGGUGAGCCAGUGGCCCAAGUCAGCUUCCAGAAACCGUAGGCACGUGAGAGACGAAGCUGAUGUCACAGUAGGGCCACUGAUCUUCCUGGGAAAGGCAAGUGACCAUGUUGUGGAGGGCUGGACCUCUUCCUCCCACACGUCUGUGGCCCUGGGCUUAGGUCUAGCCACAGUGGCAUUCCUGACCCUUGCUGUUAUUAUCCUGGGUGUCUCCAGGAAGUGUCACACUGCUUCUCACCCUGUUUCCCCUUCUCAAUAA
Molecule: messenger RNA, 1269 nt
Organism: Nannospalax galili (Upper Galilee mountains blind mole rat)
Lineage: Eukaryota; Metazoa; Chordata; Mammalia; Rodentia; Spalacidae
Gene: Zp3
Product: zona pellucida glycoprotein 3
Exons: 8
Coding region: 1-1269 (422 amino acids)
Biological process (GO): egg coat formation; binding of sperm to zona pellucida; positive regulation of acrosome reaction
Cellular component (GO): extracellular matrix
Molecular function (GO): acrosin binding
Source: RefSeq, a predicted model, not a curated record